UGGGUGGCGUCGCGGCUGAAAGGCACAUGGGAAAACCAAGAACAAGCUCGAACUCGACUAUCAGCAAAUCUGUCUCACGAUCUUCCUACCGAGCCAACGAGUUCCCGGAAUAUUUCACAAUUUUCGUAAAGAACAUACGAAAAUGUUACUUGAAGAUCAGCGGUAUCUCCAUGAAGAUUUGGAGCGCCUCGAACAGGGGAUCGCUGAUCGCAUGGGCGAGGAACCCAAGCACGUAAGUGUUUGGUGACCAUGUGUCCCAUCUCCUCAUGGCAUUGGUACUUAACCUCUAAACAGAUCCGCGAUCGCCUGAAUCGAGACCACGAAGUUGCGCAGCUCCUCGACCAGAUCCAGCGCCAAUCAGCCGAGCUGCUCUCGCUCUACGAAGACAAGUCCGGGCUGCGGUCGAAAGAGGUUCUCCAAAUCAGCACCGGGGACCCCUUCGACGAGUUUUAUCGCCAAGUUGCCGGGAUCAAGGAACACCAUGCGCGCUACCCGAACGAACAGGCGGAAAACUCGGAGCAAUGGUACCGGCCGCGAAAGGGCGACGAUGACCAACCCUACAUCGUCGACAGCAUGUUCUCGGGUGAGGAGGCAUACGGCCGGUUCUUUGACCUGCACAGCUGCCAUGAGUCGUACCUCAACCUCCCGAAUGCGAAGAGACAUGGGUACUUGCAGUAUCUUGAGGUUUUCGACAACUUCCAGCCGGGCUACGGCGGGAUUAAGCGGGCAGACAAGCUCACGGACCAGUACUUCAAGUACCUCGGCGAGCUGAUGGAAUAUCUGGAAUCGUUCAUGCGGCGGACUCGACCUCUGGAGAACAUCGAUGAGGUGCUCAAGGGCUGGCAGGAAGAAUUCGAGACCGCGUGGGAGAAGGACGAGGUGCCCGGGUGGCAGAAAGAGAAGGCGGCAAAAUCAAACGGGGCGGGGCGGACAUUGAGCACCGCCGAGGCGGUCUGGUGCGAGGCCUGCGAGAAAGAGUUCAAGAACGAGAACGUCUACAAGGGACAUCUGAAUGGGCGGAAACACGUCAAGGCUGCGGAGUUGCUCGCACGGCGAGAGGACACGCCUGAUGGCAACGCGAAUGGCACGCGCCUCACAUCGGCACAUCGCCUGAAAGAGCGAGCAGUCGCCGAGCGAGAAUUUCGAAUCAAGAAACUGACGGGCGCUAUGAACAUCGAGAAGGACGACACGCGAGUGAACGUGGAGCGGCGGCAGGGCAUGACGGAGCGGGAACGGCAGCAGGAAUUGGAGAAUUUUUACAACCUCACCUCCAGCUCGCAAAACAAAGGCGGAGACGAGAAGGACGAGGACGAGGGCGACAAGAUCUACAACCCACUCAAGUUGCCCCUCGCCUGGGAUGGCAAGCCCAUCCCUUUCUGGCUCUACAGGCUGCACGGACUGGGCCAGGAGUUCCCCUGCGAGAUUUGCGGCAACUUCGUCUACCGCGGUCGGCGAGCCUUCGACAAGCACUUCAACGAGACGAACCACAUCACCAACCUCAAGCGGUUGGGCAUCACCAGCACGUAUUUGUUCCGAGACAUCACGUCGAUCGAGGAGGCUGUCAGGCUGUGGGAGAAGAUCCAGCGGGACCAGAGCAAAAACCAGAUCGACGAGGGUUCGGUGGUGCAGAUGGAGGACGCCGAGGGCAACGUCAUGCCCGAGAAGGUUUAUCUGGAUCUGCAGAAGCAGGGCCUGCUGUGAGGAAGUCGAGGUGUGGCUGCGAGGGUCAGAGGAGUGGCCGUGUACUUUUACAGCGAGCAAAGUGGUGUACGGAGUGCAAUACAUGUAGAUGGC
Messenger RNA from Thermothielavioides terrestris NRRL 8126, 1794 nucleotides. RefSeq lists its product as uncharacterized. The record is from RefSeq and is a predicted model, not a curated record. Gene Ontology annotation, molecular function: RNA binding; zinc ion binding. Lineage: Eukaryota; Fungi; Ascomycota; Sordariomycetes; Sordariales; Chaetomiaceae. Bases 250 to 1701 code for a protein of 483 amino acids. Gene Ontology annotation, cellular component: spliceosomal complex; nucleus. Gene Ontology annotation, biological process: mRNA splicing, via spliceosome. The transcript has a single exon.